AUGCCUGUCAAGAUUAAGGAGACACUUUACAUUAAGCCAGCCAGGCCAACGAAACAUAUUCAAAUUCCGCUUUCUAAUUAUGAUAUUAUAACUCAACCAUAUUAUUUGGGGUCCAUUGUCUUUUUUAAAAAUGCCUUUAAAAAAAAUAAUUUUAUGAAUAUUCAAAAACUUUUAGCUUCGCUUGAAGAAGUAUUAACCGAUUAUUAUCCUCUGGCUGGUACACUUAAAAGUGAGCCUGAUGGUAGAUCUAUCAUUGACUGUAAUGAUCGUGGCGUUAAAUUUAUUAUUGCCGAGUGUUCUGAUAUUACAAUCAAUCAACUUGAAAAUAAGAAAUGGGAACAUUCGGCUAUUCCUCAUGAAUUGCUGCCAUCAUCACCUAUUCCUAAUAAAAUUGAUCCAAUUCUAUUUAUAGCACAACACACUACUUUUGCUGAUGGAUCCGUAGCUCUUGGUGUUUAUAUGCAUCACCAAAUUAUAGAUGGCUUUGGUUGCUAUACCUUUAUGAAAAAUUGGGGACGAAAAGCUCGUUUUGAGCAGAUUGACCCACCUAUUCAUGAUCGAAGCCUAUUAAAAGCAAGUGGUAACCCCCCAACCCAUGUUCCCCACGAAUAUUUUAUAAUGAAACCGAGGUCUGAAAAGACUUCGAACAUACAAAAAUCUCCUGCAACUUCAUCUUUAACUACCAAAAUUUUUCACUUUAGUCAAGAUAAUCUUAAGAGAUUAAUUGAUUAUUAUUCCAUUGGCAUUUCUAAUGAGAAUUGGAUUUCAACAAGUGAUGCACUCAUAGCUCACAUUUGGAGGACAAGCACUAGGGCCCGAAAGAUUGAUUUAAACACUGAAGUAUUCUGCGGAAUUGCUAUUGAUGGACGUGAUAUAUUAAUUCCACCAAUUCCCAAAAAUUAUUAUGGAAAUACUACUUUUCAUUUACGUCUAAAAAUGGAUGUCUUUCAAUUAAUUAACGGUACACCAUCUUCAGUAGCACUUCAAAUUCGAAAGGCUGUUACAAAUAUGAACAAUAGUCAUAUUCGAUCCAUAAUUGAUUGGAUUGAACAACAACCAGAUAAAUCAUUGAUCAUGCCAAGUUUUAUGCUCAAUGAUAUAGCAAUAACUAAUUGGUCAAAAUUGCAAAAAUCUAAUUUAAUAGAUUUUGGCGAUGGGACUCCUAUAAUACAGAGAAUGAGGCGAGAAAUGGAAAGUGAUGGGAUAUCUAUAAUAAUUGGUGUUGAGGAUGGAUUAGAUGU
Dentiscutata heterogama is the source of this 1241-nucleotide messenger RNA. The record is from the annotation of a GenBank genome assembly. NCBI's taxonomy places the organism in Eukaryota, Fungi, Glomeromycota, Glomeromycetes, Diversisporales, Gigasporaceae.